AUGUGCGAGCGGCGGGGCGCCCAUGGGCCAGUGGAGCUGCUCGCCCAGUUGUCGAAGACGUCCCCGAGCGCAGCAGCCCGUGCGGGGAGGCACAGCCCGAGGCUAGCGCUCGACGAAGAAGCGCCGGUGUCGGCAUUCAUGGCGUGUGCACCAACCGCCGAGGGUAGGUGCAUCCCCAGCCCGAAGCUUGCUGCACAAGCCCCAACGGCCACUGUCUCGUGCGCCGGAGUCGGUGAUGGAAGGCGCAACGAGUCCGGCUGGGCGGGCUCCGCGGGCAGCGCCGGUGGCGAGAGCUCGACCUCCUCCUGGACCUCCGUCACGCAUGGCCCCCAUCCGUGCACUGGGCAUGGAUGUGGUGGUGGAGGCGCCGCAAGUUCCGGCUCGACGGCAUCGACGUCCAUUGCUCCGUCCACAGGCUCCAUUACUUCGUCCGCGUACAAGUUCGGAGCAGCCGGUCCGACAAGAAUCCAGGCCGGGUGCGGCACCGCCGCCGGCAUGGCCGGUUCACGCAAAGCACCGGAAGGCCCAACACCGUGGUGACCACGGGUGCCAUGCCUAAGACGUAGUGCACGGCGGCGGAAACCAUUCCGGCGAGCACCGAACCGGCGAAGAUCGCGGGCGUGGCGGUUGUG
Molecule: messenger RNA, 632 nt
Organism: Hordeum vulgare subsp. vulgare (domesticated barley)
Lineage: Eukaryota; Viridiplantae; Streptophyta; Magnoliopsida; Poales; Poaceae
Product: dachshund homolog 1-like
Exons: 1
Coding region: 1-540 (179 amino acids)
Source: RefSeq, a predicted model, not a curated record